Messenger RNA from Neopelma chrysocephalum (saffron-crested tyrant-manakin), 1576 nucleotides. RefSeq names its product GATA zinc finger domain containing 2B (gene GATAD2B). The coding region runs from base 92 to 1576 and encodes 494 amino acids. The record is from RefSeq and is a predicted model, not a curated record. Gene Ontology annotation, cellular component: NuRD complex. The transcript has 8 exons. Gene Ontology annotation, biological process: negative regulation of transcription by RNA polymerase II. Gene Ontology annotation, molecular function: sequence-specific DNA binding. Lineage: Eukaryota; Metazoa; Chordata; Aves; Passeriformes; Pipridae.
UCCCUGUCCCAUUCCCUGUCCCUGCCCGUGUCCCUGUGCCAUUCCCCAUCCCGCCCCACUCCCGGCUGACGGUGCCGUGUCCGUGUCCAGGAUGGAGCGGAUGACAGAGGACACACUGCGGCUGAACCUGCUCAAGCGGGGCCUGGAGACAGGGCCGGAGGAGCGUGAGGACGUCCUGGCCAAGCGGCUGAAGAUGGAGGGCCACGAGGCCAUGGAGCGGCUCAAGAUGCUCGCCCUGCUCAAGAGGAAGGACCUGGCGGGGCUGGAGGUGCCCCACGAGCUCCCGGGAAAGCCCGACGGGAUCAAGGGCUAUGAGGAGAAGCUCAACGGGAGCCUGAGGCCCCACGGGGACGGGAGGGGCUCGGCCCGGCCCGGCAAGGAGAACAUCAACGACGAGCCCGUGGACAUGAGCGCCAGGAGGAGUGACCCGGAGCGGGGCCGCCUGACGCCAUCCCCAGACAUCAUUGUGCUGUCGGACAACGAGGCCUCCAGCCCCCGCUCCAGCUCCCGCAUGGAGGAGCGGCUCAAGGCCGCCAACCUGGAGAUGUUCAAGGGGAAGAGUCUGGAGGAGCGGCAGCAGCUGAUCAAGCAGCUCCGGGACGAGCUGCGGCUGGAGGAGGCCCGGCUGGUGCUCCUGAAGAAGCUGCGGCAGAGCCAACUCCAGAAGGAGAACGUGGUCCAGAAGACCCCCGUUGUCCAGAAUGCCGCCUCCAUCGUGCAGCCAUCGCCAGCCCAUGUGGGGCAGCAGGGCCUGUCCAAGAUCCCAGCCCGGCCCGGAGCCCAGGGUGUGGAGCCGCAGAACUUACGGACACUGCAGGGGCACUCAGUGAUCCGCUCGGCCGCCAGCUCGGCACUGCCCCACAUGUUGAUGUCCCAGCGCGUCAUCGCCCCCAACCCAGCGCAGCUCCAGGGGCAGCGGCUGCCGCAGAAACCCGGCCUGGUGCGGAGCAACACCCCCAGCAUGACCCCCACCAUCAACUACCAGCCGCAGUCCGGCUCGUCGGUGCCAUGCCAGCGCUCCUCGUCCUCCGCCAUCUACAUGAACCUCGCGUCCCACCUCCCGUCGGGCUCCGUGGCCCGUGUGUCGUCGCCGCUGCCGAGCCCCAGCGCUCUGUCCGACGCCGCCAAUUCCCAGGCGGCCGCCAAGCUCGCGCUCCGGAAGCAGCUGGAAAAGACGCUCCUGGAGAUCCCGCCACCCAAGCCGCCGGCGCCACUGCUGCACUUCCUGCCCAGCGCCGCCAACUCCGAGUUCAUCUACAUGGUGGGGCUGGAGGAGGUGGUGCAGAGCGUCAUCGACAGCCAGGGGAAGAGCUGCCCGGUGUCCCUGCGUGUGGAGCCCUUCGUGUGCGGGCAGUGCCGCACGGAUUUCACGCCGCACUGGAAGCAGGAGAAGGGCGGGCGCAUCCUGUGCGAGCAGUGCCAGACCUCCAACCAGAAGAAGGCCCUGAAGGCUGAGCACACGAACCGCCUCAAGAACGCCUUCGUCAAGGCCCUGCAGCAGGAGCAGGUCAGGCCCGGGAUGUGCCGGAGCCGGGGGAAAACAGGGAUCUGCGGGAUCCCCAUCCACGCUGGGUAG